GCGCGCGGUCCAUGUACCAAUGGCUGCUCGCGGUCCUCCGCGCCCUCCGCGACGCCGCCCGCCAGGCCCCGGCCCCGGCCCCGGCCCUCACCCUCAGCCCGGAGCCGCGCCCGGAGCCGCCACCCCGAAAGAAACCGGCCCCCAGUGUUCUGUCACCUGUGGAAGAUCCUGAGGAGAUCCCUGCAAAGAGGCCGAAAACAGAAUGUGUCUCUGGGGCUAACAAGGAGCCUGAAGAGGUUUCUGUGGCUGCCAAGUUGUCACCUAAGGCAACAAGUAGAAGCCAGGAGACUAAAGAGAAAGAUGACUUCUUCUCUGAGUCUGAAGAUGAGGUUGUGUACAUUUCUUCUGACUCUUCACUUGUAGCAUCUGCAGAGGAUGAGGACACAGCAGAACCUGACGAAAUGCCUUGUGACACCAACCCGUGCUUGACUGAGGAAACACCAUCCUCUCUUUGUAAGAGAGUUCCAUAUCUGAGCCUGAGCAGGAAUAACCACAUCCGAGCUGCUCCGGAGAGCCCUGUCACACCCAGGCCCCCCAUUAAGGAGCCAGGUCCCAACUCUCCAGGAGUCAGUGGCACCAGGAGGCCUUUGUGUGCUGCUGAAGAGGAUGUUCAGCAAGCAGAAAAUAAGAAAUACAAAGAGCUCUUGAGUCUGUUCAAAGAAAAAUAUUCUGGAAGACUUACUUCUCCACGGUCAGCAAGACUUAACAAAGUUCAAACCAAGGAACCAGGGAUGACUGGGAGUCCCCUGAAAGAACAAAAACCCAGAGGUGCCUCUCCACCUGUGCCAGAAAGAACCAGUGUCAAACAUGGGGAUGUUUUCAGCCCCCAGCUGCCUCAGAGAGGUGUCAUGAUCAGCUAUUACACACCACCAGAAGACUCUCGUGGACAGGGAAAACGAGAGAAACGAGCUGCUUCAGUGGGCCAGCGUGAAGCUGAAGUCCCCCAAAGAAAGUUAUUCCAGUUCCAUGUGACACCUGUCCUGUCCAAAGACCUCUUUUUUGUGGACAGUGAGCCACUGCCAUGCCUAGAAAAGCCAGGAGAUGAUCUGGCUCCACUGACAGAGGCCAUGGAGAGUGAGGUCUCUGCUGCCUUUGACAGUGGUGAGCCUGAGGACAUCCUGAGCAGGGCUUUCAAGCUCACUGUGACCCGUGAGGACAUCUGCACCCUGCAGCCCCUGGGCUGGCUCAACGACAGGAUCAUGAAUUUCUACAUGGGUCUUCUGGUGGAAAGAAGCAAGAAGGAAGGAUAUCCAGCAGUCUAUGCUUUUAAUACCUUCUUUUAUUCCAAGCUAAGCUCUACAAGCCACAAGGGAGUGAAGAAAUGGACCAAAGGUGUGGAUAUCUUUGAGCACGAUGUCAUCUUGGUGCCUAUUCACCUCAGAAUUCACUGGACACUGCUGGUCGUAGACCUCCGAGAGAAAACCAUCAAAUACUUUGACUCCUUGGGACAGAAAGGAGACCACAUUUGUAGAACUGUCUUAAAAUACCUGGAAGAGGAAAGCAGGGAAAAAAGAAACAUUGAAUUGACUGCUUCUGAGUGGACCCUUCACAGCAUGGGCACAGAGGAAAUCCCUCAACAAAAUAAUGGAAGUGACUGUGGAGUUUUUGUUUGCAAAUUUGCCGAUUUCAUCUCCAGAGACAAACCCAUCAUCUUCACCCCGGAACACAUGCCUUAUUUCCGCAGGAAGAUGGUGUGGGAAAUAAUCCAUCAGCAGCUGCUGGGUGACAUGCACUGUUAGGAAAACACUGUUCUGUAAAAGAGUAGUAUUUAUUUCUUAUUGUUUAGGUAAGAUAAGAUAAAUAUUAACUUAUGUAAGAGCCUUAUUGUAUGGGAAGGUUACUUGUUAAUAGAGUAAUUUAUUUUUUAAUUGAAAACUGAUCUGCUGUCUCUGUGUGGUUUCUAACUUGCUCCUCAUCUCAAGAAGAACAGGGGCUGUCUCCUCCCCUGGUGGCUCUGGGGACAUCCCUGUGCUGCUCUGCCCCAAAGACCCACAAGAUCCAUGCAGAGGGGCUUUGUCUGUCUUGGCUUUCACUGACUGGUUCAAUCUGCCACAACUUCGGGGCAGAUUCUCCAAAGGAUGAACAAUUCCAAAGACACUCGUGUUUUAUCCUUGCAAAUAAUUAAUCAGGGGUAAUUAAUCUUCCCUGAGGAUGCAGAAGAUCUGAGCAUGAGGAUGCAGCAGCUGGGAAUGUUUGAGGUGUCCUUUCCUCCUUCCCUUUGGUUCCUCGUGUUUGGGGCUGCAGUUUUGACUGUCCCAGGUGCCACCAGAGGAGCAUUCCCAGUGCUGGAGGGGUGGGAGAGAAGAGCCUGGCUCUGGGACUCAUGAAGGAGCAUUCCCUCGUUGUGGCACCUAUCAGCAUCCCAGGCAGCCCCAUUUAGUGCCUUUCCCCACUGGAUGUUCAUCCAGGGAUCUGCAGAGAGGGAGAGGUGGUGUUGUGAUGGCAACACUUCCCAGGUCCCAGGGUAAAACUACACCUGGCAAUGCCUACAACCCCCAUCCAGCCCUUCCCUCCCUGGCAGCAGGGAAUUGGGCACCAGGGAGGAACUCCCAGCCAUGACCACCGCAAGGCACCCCAAAGAAAGAAAAGAGAGCAGGCUCAGGCUCUGGUUAGCUGGAUAUAUUUCUCUUUUUUGUUGGUGUCUCAGGUUGGUUUUCACAGAACACUUUGCAGUAGAGGAAAACACGGAUUCGCAGCCCACGGGAGCGGCGCUGGCACCGGCACCUCCGCUCCCAUCCCUGCUCUGCCCGUCGGCUUUCACCGCUUCCAUCCAUCACUUGCAUUUGCUUAAACCUUUUUUUUUAUUGUGUUUGACUUUUUUAUUUUUCCCUUUUUUUUUUUUUUUUUGUUCUUUUUAACCAUUUCUCAAGCUUUCUCCGAAGGAACAGCCACUGGCUCUCGGCUUGCAGGAGACUACGGAAGAGCUCUGGGACACGGGGGAUGGUUUCCUUCUUCCACCUCGCAGCUGACUUGGUCGAGAUCAUUUUUCCAACUCGGUUUUUUUUUAUUACAAAAAUAAAAAAAUGCUCCAACUAUCAGUUUUACAAGGCAUACAAAAAUCUCUAAAAGGGCAACACAAGCGCAAGGUGCUGAGGUACGAAAACCUGAGGUAGUUUUUCUCUGUGUGUGUGUGUGUGUUUUGGGAGGGUUAUUUGGGUUAUUUUUCAUUUGAAGCCAAUUUUGCUGGUUGGGUUUUCCAGCCCUGGGCUGACAACCUCUUGUAAAUCUUAUUUUUUUCACCCAUUUCCCCCUCUUCUCCCUACAACAGGGAUCUUUUCCCCAAAGAUCCCAGUCCAAAGCGGGCAGGGCUGGUGCUGCCCAUCAUUUUCUAGGGAUGUCAGUGCUGGGCAGUGAUGGAGAGAGGACAGACAGACAGAAAGGGGGGACAGAACGGAUGCAAACCCCACUUUUCGAGUCCAAAGCAAAGAGGAAAAGGUGUGUGAAGGAGAGGAACAAUUCCUACACGAGGAAUCCUCUUGGCUCCUACAGGCCCUGCUCUUCUCAAAGCCCUUCAGAAAUUGCUUUUUAACACUUAGUACGUAUUUUUUUCCCUGCUGGCGAUCCUAUAGCUCUGCUCUACGGUGCAUUAGAGAACCAAUGAACCAGCUCCUGCCAUUAAACCUCUAGAAAAGCCUGCUUUUGCUAAAAACAAACAGCCCCCCCUCCCCCAAAAGUUUUUAAAAAGUGAGUUAAAAAAUAAAAUCUU
This is a messenger RNA of Pyrgilauda ruficollis (rufous-necked snowfinch), 3706 nucleotides long. RefSeq names its product SUMO specific peptidase 2 (gene SENP2). The coding region runs from base 12 to 1739 and encodes 575 amino acids. The transcript has 17 exons. NCBI's taxonomy places the organism in Eukaryota, Metazoa, Chordata, Aves, Passeriformes, Passeridae. Gene Ontology annotation, molecular function: deSUMOylase activity. The record is from RefSeq and is a predicted model, not a curated record. Gene Ontology annotation, cellular component: nucleus. Gene Ontology annotation, biological process: protein desumoylation.